Messenger RNA from Puccinia graminis f. sp. tritici CRL 75-36-700-3, 2580 nucleotides. RefSeq lists its product as uncharacterized. The record is from RefSeq and is a predicted model, not a curated record. The transcript is spliced from 2 exons. Gene Ontology annotation, biological process: DNA recombination; DNA integration. Gene Ontology annotation, molecular function: DNA binding. Lineage: Eukaryota; Fungi; Basidiomycota; Pucciniomycetes; Pucciniales; Pucciniaceae. The coding region runs from base 1 to 2580 and encodes 859 amino acids.
AUGAACAUUGAAGCAUGGGAAGAGGCAUUAAUCGAACAUAGUUUGUUACCAGAGUACCAGGAUGUAAUAGAAGGAUUUCGGAUUGGCUUCGAUCAAGGAAUUCCUCAGCACAGAGUCGGUACACUUACGCAUUACACACCAGAUAAUCAUAGCUCCUCAGAAAAAGUCAAGAGCAAGGUGGAAGACUCAAUUAGCAAAGAACUAGGGGCAAAAAGAAUGUUUGGUCCUUUUAGCUUGGAGAAAGUUAUAGAAAAGUUUGGCUUCUGUAGAUCAAACCCGCUAGGUGCAGUCGUAAACGGAGAUGGAGCGAUUCGACCAAUCAACGAUCUCUCUUUUCCUAGGAACGACCCAGAAAUCACCUCAGUUAACUCCUUUGUAGACAAGUCAGAAUUCGAGACGACGUGGGACGACUUUCAAAUUGUAUCAGAAUUCUUCGCGAAAGACAAUCGGAAAAUGGAACUGGCUCUUUUUGAUUGGGAGAAGGCAUACAGACAAAUUCCCACACGGAAAGAGCAAUGGCGUUAUCUUAUGGUAAAAGAUUUCAAUGGAAAUUUCUUAGUCGAUACAAGAAUUACCUUCGGAGGAGUAGCAGGAUGUGGCUCAUUCGGGAGACCCGCCGACGCCUGGAAACUCAUAAUGAAAUCACAUUUCAAGCUAUUAAACAUUUUUAGAUGGGUAGAUGAUAAUCUGUUUGUCAGGCUACAAGGAGAAGAUAUAUCAAUGGAAGAUGUCGUCGAAAAAUCACACCACUUAGGAGUCUUAACAAACAAAACAAAAUAUUCUCCUUUUCAAGACGAACAAAAAUUUAUCGGGUUUAUAUGGAAUGGAGUUGAGAAGACAGUAAGGCUUCCAGACGGGAAGGUGGAAACUCGCUUGAAUCAAAUAAAACCGUUUCUAGAAGAUAAGGCGAUGUUCGAUUACAACGAUGCAGAGAUUCUAGUCGGACGACUCAAUCACGUCGCAUACAUAUUACCCCACUUGAGGUGUCAUUUAUGUUCCCUAUAUCGGUGGCUGAUGUCCUGGAAAUUUCGCAAAGCAUUUAGACCAACACCAUCGGAUGUACUCGAAGACCUGACGAUCUGGACAGAAACUCUCAAUAACUUCGAACACACAAGAAUAAUAAAUUAUGGCCCACCGGUUGAUGUAGGAUGGGUAGGUGAUGCCUCGACUUUGUUCGGUAUAGGGAUACUAAUCGGAAAACACUGGGCACAGUUUAAAUUGCAUAACCCGAAAUUGAGUGGACUACGAAUCUCCUACCUGGAAACGGUUGCUAUUAGGUUGGGUUUACUCAUGUUGCUUAAACUAAGAGACCAACAAGGAAAGACGCUGGUUGUCUGGACAGACAAUACCACAACUGAGAACGGAAUCAAUAACAAGAAGUCCAGGGAUCGUGAAACGAAUUCUGAAUGGAUGAAAAUCCAGACUAUCCUGGUCUCGAAGGGGAUAGAGUUGUUGGCUAGGCGAGUUACGUCUAAAGACAACAGGGCCGACGCCUUAUCCCGUGGCAUUAGGUCGGGCCAUCAGAUAUCUAUUACUACAAUGAAAGAUUUCACUUCCACCGGUUUCUCUUUGAAAUCACCUUCAAAAAUAGACAGACAUGUCCUGAACGGUUGGAGAGGAAGUACCCUCCGUAGCUACAACUCAGCGGUUAGAAAAUUCCUCAAAUUUGCAAAAGAAAAAUUAGAACGACGGUUUGAGCUACCAGCAUUACAGGAGGAGAUCAUUGGUUUCUGCUAUUGGGCUGGGCGGAACAAAGAAGAUACGAACCCAAACGAGGUGUCCGGAGCAACUCUCACGAAAUACCUCCAUGGCAUCAAAGCCUGGCAUACCUACCACGGGGUGCAAUACCCCCACCAAUCUGAUAGGAAGGUAGCUCUCAUGAUAAAGGCGUCACUAAGAGCAGAUGCCCUCGUAACACGGCAACAAACGAAACGACCAGUAAUGGUAGAACAUCUGCUACUCCUUCACGAGCACCUGUCAAAAUCCGAUGCUUUAGGCAGGGCACUGCUCGAUAUGGCGCUCGUCGCAUUCUGGGGUAUGGCAAGACUUGGCGAGUUAACGUGCGCGUCAAAUCAUGGGGACCUAAAGAAGGACGAAGGCCCUCUGAUAUCAGACGUCAGGAUUGCGCGCGAUGCGAGGUCAGCCAUCAUCACCUUGCGGUUUGCAAAAACGGCCAACGGAUGUGAAACCCAACGACUGUUCCUCACCAGAACAAACAACAAGCUGUGCCCAGUGAAGGCUCUGAUCAACCGUAUCACUGGGGGGACUCCUACCGACUCACUUUUCGGCGUAACCAGAGAGACUGGCAGAACCAACCUCACGAAAGGAUACUGCACGCGUCGUCUCCAAGGCGCUUGGCGAGGUAUGGGUUUAUCAGACCUAACCGGCCAUUCUUUCAGAGUAGGAGGGGCGUCGCUACGCAAUGCACUCGAAAUUGACAUCGGCACUAUUUGUAAGCUAGGCCGCUGGAAAUCGUCAUGUUAUAAACUGUACAUCAAGGCGUACUCGGAGGAGGACCUACGGGUCACACUUUGUAUUUUAGAACAACUAGAUGCUGGUGGGAUUAAGCCCGGAGUUUGA